This is a messenger RNA of Fonsecaea erecta, 4479 nucleotides long. RefSeq lists its product as hypothetical. The transcript is spliced from 2 exons. Bases 1 to 4479 code for a protein of 1492 amino acids. The record is from RefSeq and is a predicted model, not a curated record. Lineage: Eukaryota; Fungi; Ascomycota; Eurotiomycetes; Chaetothyriales; Herpotrichiellaceae. Gene Ontology annotation, molecular function: UDP-glucose:glycoprotein glucosyltransferase activity. Gene Ontology annotation, cellular component: endoplasmic reticulum.
AUGCGGACUUCAAAGAUACCCUGGACGUGGUUACUGCUCCCUCUUUGGUCUUGGGAUUCGUUGAUUGUCCCUGCACGAGCCUCUCCUUCUGUCAAUGUCGCUCUACAGACCUCGUUCGCCGCCGGCCCUUACCUGGUUGAGUUGCUAGAAACGGCUGCACUUGAGAACUCCUCGUCCUACUUUCCUCUUCUCGACCGCAUCGCCGAGGGCGUCUUUGCGGAUUUGCAAUCAGAACAAGAGCUGUAUCAUAGAUUUCUCGAUAUCUUACAAGAUGACGGACACCUUUCCACUUCCGAGUCCCUUUCGUCCUUCAAAUUCGCUCUCGCCCUGCAUGCUGCGGCCCCCAGAGUUGAGGCUCAUUUCCAGUACUACACCACUUCGGUUCAACCUCAUCUGAUGGCUGCGCAGGACGCCGCCUGCCCCGUCUGGGUUUAUUUGGAUGGCCAGCAAUUUUGCUCCCCUGCUUUGGACCGUGCUCAGCAGGCGAUUUCCAUUCCAGAUACGGUGGACGAUCUCCCAUUUGAUCGGGUCCUCGGUGCCUCCGCUGAUGGGCCGACAUCUAUCCUCUAUGCGGACAUCACUCAUCCUUUGUUCGGUCAGUUUCACAGUGUCGUCAGCCAGACUGCUCGGGAAGGGAGAUCCACGUACAGGGUGCGUUACAGACCUUCAGCGUCGAUCUCUCGCAGACCGAUUUAUGUCACAGGCUAUGGGGUGGAGCUCGUUUUGAAGCGCACAGACUACAUCGUUAUCGACGACCGUGAUGCCCAAAAGUCGGGAGACUCAACGCCGGAGCAGCUCUCGUUGGAGAAUGUCCAGGAAGAUGAGCUCACAGACCUGAAGCCCCUGACCACUUCAGAAGUUGCCAAUUUGGGCCUCAAUGCCGCCAGCUUCAUCGUCUCAAGCUCGAAUCCUCUGGAUACCCUACUGCAAGUCACGUCCGAUUUUCCCAGGUACUCGUCCCUUCUCGCGGCGGCAAAUGCCAGCAGAAACUUCAUCCUUGAACAUCGGGCAAACCGAGAACGGUUUCUACCCUCGGGAUACAAUGUCCUGUGGAUCAACGGCGUGCAGAUCGAGCCCCGUCAGAUCAAUGCCUACUCCCUGCUCGACCAUUUGCGAAGAGAAAGGCGCAUUAUUGCCCAGCUCAAGAACCUAGGGCUGACACCGUCCGAAGCCAUUAGCCUGCUCUCUAGUGAAAUAAUCGCCGAAGCACAGGCCAAUGAAACGCCUCAACGGUUUGACUGGCGCGACGAUUCCGAAGCUGGGGGGAUCUUGAUGUGGCUGAAUGAUCUGGAGCAAGAUAAGCGUUAUGCUGGAUGGUCAUCGUCUCUGCGGUCUUUGUUCCAAAGGACAUAUCCUGGGCAGCUUCCCCAAGUAUCUCGCGAUAUACAUAACCUCAUCGUGCCCAUAGAUAUGGGCAACAUCAAGGACAUUGAACUGGCCGCCACGUCAUUACAGAGUCUGGUCCGGCGACAAGUUCCCAUCAGAAUUGCUCUGAUCCCCAUCGGGAAAGGGGAGACAGCGAACAUUUAUUCAAAAGUGGCAUAUUAUAUUUCAGACACUUAUGGUCUGACUGCUGUGAUGAAUUUCUUUUCUGACAUUGUAUCCGCUAAAAAGUUGGAUCCGAGGCCAGAGAAAAGUUUCAAUACUGCUAUCAAGGGUCGGGCCAGGAGAGAAGGAAAGGAGGCAUUGUCGUUUCAAGAUGUUCUAACGGACGAACGCCUGGAUCUACGACUGCAGGCACGGGAUCAGUAUCUGGCCCGCUUAGCUCUAGAAGGACCCGAUCCCGCCUUCCUCGUCAACGGCGUGGUCUUACGGAGGACGGACAACUGGUUUGAGCUUUUGAGUGCGCGUUUGUACUCAGAUCUCCAGCUGGUGCAGCAAGCAGUGUUUCAAGAGGCCAUCGCGGAAGAUUCUUGGAUCCCCGAGUUCUUCCUCUUCCAGGCUGUCAAGCGGCGCAAUGAGAUGGUCUUCCCUGAUGACCCCAAAGACGUCAAAAUUGUCGACGUCGGCCAAAUAGCCACCGAAUUUGCUGAUAAUUUUGCUCGCCUUCCUCGGCUGCCCGGGACAGAGGCGACAUUGUUGAGCGACCGCGCCCAUCUUCUUAUCGUCGUGGACCUUGAAUCCCAAGCCGGGCGGGCCUUGCUUCUGGAAGCACUGCUAUUCCACCAGCGAAAUCCUGAAAUAGAGCUGUUGAUCAUUCACAAUCCCAACCCCGAGGCGCAGACCUCCUCCUUUGCCCACGCUCUUUACGCCCUUUUGCAAGAGAACGGACAGGACUUAGCUGUCGGACGGCUCGAGGAGCUGCUCAACGGCGGUCUGAAUCCUUCGAGCGAUGAAAACACAGAUGCAUCAGCUGAAUUUUGGCAUUCUCAGACAGAUUUGAUCCGGGCGCUAUCGUUUUCAGAAGGCCAGAAUGGCAUAUGGCUGAAUGGUCGUCUCCUGGGACCCCUCGAACAGAGCUUCACCUCUGUCGACUUCGAGUCUUUGCUUGACUUCGAACGGAGAGAAAGGAUAGCACCGGUUACAACGGCCAUCACUGGACUUGCGCUGGAGGACCGGUUCGCUGGGGCUCUCGACCUGGCAAAGAUCACCUCGCUCGUUGCUCGAUCUUUAAAGUCUGACCUGCCGGAGGGUUUGAGGGAAUCUGCGCCCUUGAUCAGGCUGGAGCGAUUCAAAAUCUGGAACGGCACUCAUACAUCCAUCAAUAUAUCGAACUCCGACGAUGUCAACAUUCAGAUCGUGGCUGCCAUUGACCCGGCCUCUGAGCUUGUCCAGCAAUGGGUUCCGAUUCUGAAGAGCCUGUCACAGCUUAGUGGCGUGAGCGUGCAGAUUUUCUUGAAUCCGAAGGACAGGUUGACUGAGCUGCCGGUCAAACGCUUUUUCCGACAAGUCAUCAGCCCAGAGCCCAGUUUUGACGAUCGGGGUUCGCUAGUGGUUCCCACAGCAUCAUUCAGCGGCAUUCCCAAGGAUACACUAUUUAACCUUGGAAUGAUUGUACCUCCGUCAUGGCUGGUGGCUCCCAAAGAAUCUAUCCACGAUUUAGACAACAUCAGGCUUAGCAACUUGGCCGAGGGCGAGAAUAUUGACGCUAUCUAUGAGCUUGAACAUAUUCUCAUCGAAGGUCAUGCAAGGGACGUGACUAAUGGUCCACCACCUCGUGGCGUACAAUUGUUGCUGGGGACUGAGAAUGAGCCGCACUUUACGGAUACCAUCGUUAUGGCCAAUUUGGGAUACUUCCAAUUCAAAGCCAAUCCUGGGUACUGGCAAAUAUCAUUAAAGCCAGGAAGAUCUUCAAAGAUUUUCAACAUUGACAGUGUUGGCCCACAUGGUUACUCGGCUCAACCGGGCGAUGAGACCACGUCUGUCGCUUUGCUUUCAUUCCAAGGGUUAACUCUGUUCCCUCGACUUUCCCGAAAACCCGGCAUGGAAGAGGAAGAUGUUCUAGAGACCUCCGCGUUUGGGGGAGCUAUGGACUACCUCAGCAAGGGAGCGUCUUUCGCAUCUUCGGCGCUUUCCUCGCUGGGGUUCAAGAAAACCUCGACAAACGCGGACAUCAACAUCUUCUCGGUGGCGUCGGGCCACCUGUACGAGAGGAUGCUGAAUAUCAUGAUGGUAUCCGUCAUGAAGCACACUAGACAUAGCGUCAAGUUCUGGUUCAUCGAGCAAUUCCUGUCACCAUCCUUUAAGAGCACUCUGCCGGUCCUUGCGAAACACUACGGCUUCGACUACGAAAUGGUCACGUAUAAAUGGCCUCAUUGGCUCCGAGGCCAGAAGGAGAAGCAGCGAGAAAUCUGGGGAUACAAGAUCUUGUUUUUGGACGUGCUCUUUCCGCUGGAUCUGGACAAAGUCAUCUUCGUGGAUGCCGACCAAAUCGUCCGCACUGACAUGAUGGAAUUAAACAAAGUGGACCUGAAAGGAGCGCCCUACGGAUUUACCCCAAUGUGCGACUCUCGCACGGAAAUGGAAGGCUUCCGGUUUUGGAAACAAGGCUACUGGGAGACAUAUCUCAGGGGUAAACCCUACCACAUAUCGGCUCUCUAUGUUGUCGACCUCAAGAGAUUCCGGCAACUCGCCGCAGGUGAUCGUCUCAGGCAACAGUACCAAGCGCUGUCGGCGGAUCCUGCCAGUCUCUCAAACCUGGACCAGGAUCUGCCGAAUCACAUGCAACACAACCUGCCCAUCCACAGCCUAUCUCAGGAAUGGUUGUGGUGUGAGACAUGGUGCGACGACGCCAGCUUAGCCAAGGCCAAGACGAUUGAUCUGUGCAAUAACCCGCUCACCAAGGAACCCAAGUUGGACAGGGCGAGGAGGCAGGUUCCUGAAUGGACCCUGUACGAUGAGGAGAUCGCCGAGGUUAUUCGGGCAGCAAAGGAGAAACAGGACUCGGCGGUCAUGGACACCGAGGAUCUGGAUGAAGCCGGUGGUGGCGAAGACCAGCAGAAGCUCGUAAGCGACGAGCGGAUCAGAGAUGAGUUAUGA